AUGUCUGAUAUAUCUCCUGAUACUCCUUUAGCUGUUGCUAAAUUAUUGCGUCGUAAUAGUGCAUUGAAACAAAGAGUAGGCUUAUUACAAGGCAAGCCUGUAGAAUUUUUCCGUUAUAAAAGAUUCGUUAGAGCAAUCAAAUCGAAUAUUUAUACCAAGAAGUCGUUAAACCAACCUGAACUAUAUCCAAUUAUUGUCAAAAAUCCUGACACUGAAAAAGCAGAGGAUUAUAUUUUCGAUGAAGAUAAAAUCAAAGGGUUAUUCGUCACUUUAAUUAGAACUCAAUUGAUUGUUCCAAUUAUAAAAUUACAUAGCAAUGAAGCCAAAGAACAUGGCUUGAAGCCAAAUAAGGAUCACCCAAAUUUAAUCAUAACACAAAAAGCUGCAUUAAAUGACGAUGCCUAUUACUCAUGGAACUACAAUCCAAAAACUUGGAAAGAUAUUGCAAGUUUACUGGGUAUUGUAGCAUUCAUUUUAACUUUAGUAUGUUUCCCACUAUGGCCAUUAUCAAUGAGACGCGGCAGUUAUUAUUUAUCAUUGGCUGCAUUAGGUCUACUUGGUCUAUUUUUCAUAGUUGCCAUUCUCAGAUUGGUUACCUACCUCGUUUCCUUAGUAUUCAUCAAAAGCAAAGGAGGAUUUUGGCUGUUUCCAAAUCUGUUUGAAGAUUGUGGUGUUCUAGAAAGUUUCAAACCUUUAUACGGUUACGGUGAUGAAGGUAAUUACACUUACAUAAAAAAGUUAAAGAGAAAGAAGAAGAAGCAAGCCUCAAAGAAUGCUUCAACUACAAAGAAAGCAAUCAAAAGUAAAACUUCAAAGAAAUUAGAAGAAAUAAAAGAUGAAUAA
Messenger RNA from Tetrapisispora phaffii CBS 4417, 843 nucleotides. RefSeq names its product Sec63 complex subunit SEC62 (gene SEC62). Gene Ontology annotation, cellular component: endoplasmic reticulum membrane; endoplasmic reticulum. The transcript has a single exon. The record is from RefSeq and is a predicted model, not a curated record. Gene Ontology annotation, biological process: post-translational protein targeting to membrane, translocation. NCBI's taxonomy places the organism in Eukaryota, Fungi, Ascomycota, Saccharomycetes, Saccharomycetales, Saccharomycetaceae. Bases 1 to 843 code for a protein of 280 amino acids.